AACUCAAAUUUUAACCCAAACCCAACAAUUUCAGGCGCUUUACCUAAGCAUUUGCAUAUAUUUGCAUCCCGCUUUAGAUCUUCCUCUUCACCAACCCAAGAAACUUUUCGUCGCUUUAUCUCUCUUCGUUCGUUCUCUGUAUCCUCUUGUAAUCAUGGCAAUGGCGGCCACCUCUAGCACACAAACAAAUCUCUUCCUCAAAGCCCCUUUCAAUCCUCAACAAAACUGUCAACAAACCCAUUUUCUUCCCUUAAACUUCAAGAUCCGCAACCCCAUUUCCCGAAUCACCUGUUCUGCUACGCCUACCGCAACUGCCGUCUCCACCACCACCAAAAUUGAUCAACGAUCCGAAGAACGCGUCUUCAACUUUGCCGCAGGUCCCGCUGUCCUCCCGGAAAAUGUCCUACAGAAGGCGCAAUCUGAGCUCCUCAACUGGCGGGGCUCUGGUAUGAGCGUCAUGGAGAUGAGCCACCGUGGGAAAGAAUUCACCUCCAUUAUCGAUAAAGCGGAGGCAGAUCUACGUACCCUUUUGAACAUUCCGUCGGAUUACACCGUCCUCUUCCUUCAAGGUGGCGCUUCCACUCAAUUCUCCGCUAUCCCUUUGAACCUCUGCACUCCCGACUCCGCCGUCGAUUAUAUCGUUACCGGCUCCUGGGGUGACAAGGCCGCUAAGGAAGCAGCCAAGUACGCCGCCGUCUCCAGUAUUUGGUCUGGGAAAUCUGAUAACUAUGUAAGAAUCCCAAACUUCGAUGGGUCUGAGUUUGUGCAAAACUCGCAAGCCAGGUAUUUGCAUAUUUGCGCCAAUGAAACUAUUUACGGUGUUGAAUUUAAGAAGUACCCUGUUCCUGCUAACCCAGACGGAUUCUUGGUGGCUGAUAUGUCCUCCAAUUUUUGCUCUAAACCUGUUGAUGUCACCAAAUUUGGGUUGAUUUAUGCUGGUGCACAGAAAAAUGUGGGUCCAUCUGGGGUUACCAUUGUUAUUGUUAGGAAUGAUUUGAUUGGAAAUGCCCAGAAAAUGACCCCAGUUAUGUUGGAUUAUAAGAUUCAUGCUGAUAACAAAUCACUUUACAACACACCCCCUUGUUAUGGAAUUUAUAUGUGUGGGUUGGUUUUCGAGGAUUUGUUGAACCAAGGUGGAUUAGUGGAGGUUGAGAAGAAGAACAAGGCUAAGGCUCAGGUACUAUAUGAUGCAAUUGAUGAGAGCAAUGGUUUUUACAAAUGCCCUGUUGAGAAAUCAGUGAGGUCAUUGAUGAAUGUACCCUUUACACUGGAAAAAUCCGAGCUCGAAGGUGACUUCAUUAAGGAGGCUGCUAAGGAGAAGAUGGUGGCUCUUAAAGGCCACAGGAGUGUUGGUGGGAUGAGAGCUUCAAUCUAUAAUGCUAUGCCUUUGGCUGGUGUUGAAAAGUUGGUUGCUUUUAUGAAGGAAUUCCAAGCUAAGCAUGCUUAGAUUUUUGGGGAUGAUUUGGUUAUCUUUGGCACUUUCUUGCAGCAGAAUAACAGAGUGUUUUAUUUUAUUUUAUUUACGGAGUACCUGUUUUGUUAUGUUUGUUGUUUGUGAAAUCAUAUGAUGAUGGAGUAUUUUAGUAGUGGUAGAAGCAGGUUUUGUUUUUGUUUUUUGGAAUGGCCAAACUAUAAGAGGCUGUGGCUGGCUGGAUUAAUAAGCACGUUUGCCUGUUGAUCUGUUAUGCAGCAUCACAGCUCAUUAGAUAGUAGAAGUAUCACAUUGUACGCAUUAUUCACAAUUUAAUGACAAUGGAUUAUUAUUGCUGGAA
Molecule: messenger RNA, 1772 nt
Organism: Spinacia oleracea (spinach)
Lineage: Eukaryota; Viridiplantae; Streptophyta; Magnoliopsida; Caryophyllales; Amaranthaceae
Source: RefSeq, a predicted model, not a curated record